Molecule: messenger RNA, 615 nt
Organism: Pediculus humanus corporis (human body louse)
Lineage: Eukaryota; Metazoa; Arthropoda; Insecta; Psocodea; Pediculidae
Exons: 4
Coding region: 1-615 (204 amino acids)
Biological process (GO): cell-cell adhesion
Cellular component (GO): membrane; cell-cell junction
Source: RefSeq, a predicted model, not a curated record
AUGGCUCCAACAACAACAAUCGAAACCGUCACAAUUACGAGGCCUUUAAAGGUCAUCGCUUUCAUUUGCGGCAUGAUCGUCGUGAUAUUAAUGAUAAUGGCCUUGGGAUCCUCGGACUGGCUCAUGUCGGAUGGAUGGCGUCAGGGACUUUUCGCUCACUGCAUCGAAGAACACGCUCCCACACCAUUGCCUUUUAACGUCAUAGAACCACCCGAUUGCUAUCCGGCGAGAGAUGUCGCGUACAUACCCGCAGCAGCCGCUCUUUGCAUCAUAACGUUGAUAACGGAUUUGGUCGCGACCGUAUUGACCGGAUUGGGUCUCAGGAGCAACGAUCACAGGAGAAAAUAUAAAUAUUAUAGGAUCGCCGUUUACGUUAUGAUUUUAUCACUUAUAUCCGUUUUGAUCGCACUCGUAGUGUAUCCGGUUUGCUUCGUGGCAGAAUUAAACGAAGGAAACAGGACGGUUUGGGAAUUUGGUUGGGCUUACGGAGUCGGUUGGGGAGCGGCCAUUUUCCUUUUCGGAGCCGUCAUACUAUUGCUGUGCGACAAAGAAUCCGAAGAAAUUUACUACAAGGAAAGAAAGAUUGUACACGAAAACGAGAAUUCGAGAGCCUAG